This is a messenger RNA of Nicotiana tabacum (common tobacco), 921 nucleotides long. The record is from RefSeq and is a predicted model, not a curated record. NCBI's taxonomy places the organism in Eukaryota, Viridiplantae, Streptophyta, Magnoliopsida, Solanales, Solanaceae.
AUGGCGACUGAAAGUCAGCCCAACGAUUUGUUGAGUUCAUCUACUCCUGCUACUGGAGUUUCUAUAGCUGCAGGAUCUGUUGUUUCUGGUGCUGUUGAUUCAGCACAUCCUUAUUACCUCCCUCCUUCAGAUUAUCCUGGUAUGAGCCUUGUUUCUUCUAUGUUUGAUGGAAGAGGUCUUCAAAGAGCUUGGGCACGUUGCAAUGAUAUGGUUCUUUCUUGGCUUCUCAACUCACUCUCCAAAGAAAUAGCAGAAAGUGUGUUGUAUUCACAAAGUGCAAAAGACCUUUGGGCUGACCUGGAAGAUAGAUUUGGUCAAACAAAUGGAGCUAAACUCUUUCGGCUGCAAAAGGAGCUAAGUGCUGUGGUGCAAGGAAAUUCUAGUGUUACAACUUAUUUUACUAAGAUGAAGAGCUUAUGGGAUGAGCUUGAUGCUUUUAACACUUUUUCAGCUUGUGUGUAUGAUUGUGAUUAUGGAGCUAAAAUAAAGAACCAUAAAGCUCAUCAAGAUGAAAGGUUGUUACAAUUUCUAAUGGGUUUAAAUGAGUGCUUCAUAGGAAGGGAGAUUCAUGCAACUCCUGCUUAUCCAGGAGACUGUGCUUCUUUUAUUGCUGCUAAUCAGCCAGGAGAGGAGAAGAGACACAAUGAGCAGAGAAGUCAAAAGGGUAUGAAUGAUUCUAAAAGGGUUUCAACCAUUUGUGGCUACUGUAAAAAGCCAGGACAUACUAUUGACAAGUGUUAUAGGAUCCAUGGUUUUCUAACAGACUUUAAAUUUACAAGACAGAAGAAGUUCCAAGGUCCAAUACAAGCCAACAAUGCUCUUAAUGCAGUUGAUGAAAAUGAACAGGCAAUCAGUGUCAGAGAGAAAAUCACUCACCCAAGAGAAUGUAGCUCAGCUACUCCAGCUCCUUCAGCAAGUUAA